Messenger RNA from Felis catus (domestic cat), 3837 nucleotides. RefSeq names its product BLK proto-oncogene, Src family tyrosine kinase (gene BLK). Gene Ontology annotation, cellular component: extrinsic component of cytoplasmic side of plasma membrane. Gene Ontology annotation, molecular function: signaling receptor binding; non-membrane spanning protein tyrosine kinase activity; ATP binding. The record is from RefSeq and is a predicted model, not a curated record. The transcript is spliced from 13 exons. Bases 988 to 2490 code for a protein of 500 amino acids. Gene Ontology annotation, biological process: cell differentiation; protein phosphorylation; innate immune response. Lineage: Eukaryota; Metazoa; Chordata; Mammalia; Carnivora; Felidae.
AAAAAAAAAAAAAGGACCCCAGAACAGAUGACUUACUGGCUGAGUUCUAUCUAGCCUUUAAAGAACAGAGAGUCUUAGUGUUAUUCAAUGAUUCAAAGCCAUAGGAAGAAAGAUGGAGAACCCCUAAUAUUACAAAGUCAGCAUCAUCUUAAUGUUAACUCCUCAUAGACAGACCCCACUUGGGAAUAUCGAUUCUCAUUUGAAAUAAAACAUUAGCAAAUAGGAUCUAUCCAUGUAUCUAAAAGACUAAUGAACUGUAAACAAAUAGCUUUUAUUUAAGAACACAAGGAUUUCAGUAGCAGAAAAUUUAUCAACAUAAUGUAUUACAUCAACAAAUUAAAGAAAACGAUCAUAUUAAAAGACACUAAAUAGGGUACCUGAUAAGAUUUAGUAUCAAUUCUUAACAGAAAUCCAUAAUCUCUUUUCCAAAAUUCUGAUAACAAGAAAUCUCUGAAAAGUAAAAUGUUGGCCUGUAACUUUGGCAUUUCAUUUGCUGCUAAGGUUUAUGCGAACUGACAUAAAGAAACUACUUGAAUACAGAGAAGUGCUGUUCUUUACAAAUGUGAAGUAUUACAUGUUCUGUACGCGAAGCACGCUCAAAAAAAGAAUUAUGGAUUAUUUGUUAUUGGGGAUCUCUCCCCUAUAUUUAGAAUUACUCCAGUCUUCCUUUUUUUCAAGAUGAGUUUGAGGAGAAUUAAUAUGAGACAUGUGCUUUCAACUUUCUAGAAGAAAACAUCACUGCGUUUCAGUAAAUCUAAGACACCGCUGUUUGGAAGACUAACAUUUAUUCUAUGUAUCACUAAAAGAGAGGGAAAAAGGAUGCUGCUAUUUAUGAAUCAUCGUCGGGUGUAAAACACAUCGCAGUUUCAAGAGAUGUUGAGUGAAAAAAGGUGCAUCCCGGAAUCGAUGAAAUAUGAACACAUGUGAAAGCAGUCAGGAACUCUCCAUCAACCACACGGCCCUUCCGACAAGAACAGGGACUCAAGGAUGGGAGUGGUGAGCAGCAAAAAGCAGGUGAAGGAGAAAGGUAAGGGCCUCUGGAGCCCUGUGAAGGUCAGCACCCAGAGCCAAGAUCCCCCACCACUGCCUCCCCUGGUCCUGUUUAACCACCUGGCUCCUUCACCUCCGGACAUGCACCCAGACCAAGAGGAGCAUUUCGUGGUGGCCCAGUAUGACUACACCUCAGUGAAUGACAGGGACCUGCAAAUGCUGAAGGGGGAGAAGCUACAGAUAUUAAAGGAAGUUGGAGACUGGUGGUUGGCCAGGUCUCUCAUCACAGGAAGAGAAGGCUACGUGCCCAGCAACUUUGUGGCCCGAGUAGAGACCCUGGAGGUAGAAAAGUGGUUCUUUAGAUCAAUUAGCCGGAAAGAUGCUGAGAGGCAGCUUCUGGCUCCAAUCAAUAAGGCGGGCUCCUUUCUUAUCAGAGAGAGUGAAACCAACAAAGGUGCCUUUUCUUUGACUGUGAAGGAUGUGACCACCCAGGGGGAGGUGAUCAAACACUACAAGAUCCGCUCCCUGGAUGAAGGGGGCUAUUACAUCUCCCCCCGCAUCACCUUCCCCACUCUCCAGGCUUUGGUGCAACAUUAUUCUCAGAAAGGGGAUGGCUUAUGCCAGAGGCUCACCCAACCCUGUGUCAGCCUGGCUUCCCAAGACCUGUGGGUCCAAGAUGAAUGGGAAAUCCCCCGGCAGUCUCUCAAGCUGGUCAGGAAACUCGGGUCUGGGCAAUUUGGCGAAGUCUGGAUGGGUUAUUACCAAAACACCGUGAAAGUGGCCAUCAAGACUCUAAAGGAGGGGACCAUGUCUCCGGAGGCCUUCCUGGGUGAGGCCAACCUGAUGAAAACUCUUCAGCAUGAGAGGCUUGUUCGUCUCUACGCCGUGGUCACCAAGGAACCCAUUUACAUCGUGACCGAGUACAUGGCCAGAGGAUGCUUACUGGAUUUCCUGAAGACAGAUGAAGGUAGCCGACUGUCCCUCCCGAGACUGAUCGACAUGUCAGCCCAGAUUGCCGAAGGAAUGGCAUAUAUCGAGCAAAUGAAUUCAAUCCACCGCGACCUGAGGGCGGCCAACAUCCUGGUGUCUGAGUCCCUGUGCUGCAAAAUCGCUGACUUUGGCCUGGCCCGCAUCAUUGACAGUGAAUACACUGUCCAAGAAGGCGCCAAGUUCCCCAUCAAGUGGACUGCCCCAGAGGCCAUCCAUUUCGGGGUGUUCACCAUCAAAGCAGACGUGUGGUCAUUUGGAAUCCUCCUGAUGGAAAUCGUCACUUACGGGCGUGUACCCUACCCAGGAAUGAGCAACCCCGAGGUCAUCCGUUGCCUGGAGCGCGGCUACCGCAUGCCGCGCCCCGACACGUGCCCGCCACAGCUGUACCACGGUGUCAUCACCGAGUGCUGGCGGAGCCGGCCGGAGGAGCGGCCCACCUUCGAGUUCCUGCAGUCGGUGCUCGAGGACUUCCACACGGCCACCGAAGGGCAGUACGAGCUCCAGCCCUAGGCCCGGCUCGAGGACACGGGUCUGGCCAGCUGCGGCAGGGCCCGGAGACGGCUCGCGCCCCCCGCGCAACCUGUAGAACUGACGAGGCGUGUUCACCUCGAGGCUCUUACCCCAGCCCCAGGCCGACUGGAAGGGCGGGGAGGAAUUGAUAGGCCCGUUUCUAGAUGAGGGAAGGAGAGAGAGAGAGGCUGCCGCACAGGUGGGUCACGCAGCAUGGAGUCCGGAGGUCCCAUCGCAGUCCCACCCUUCUUGGGCUGUGUGACCUUGGGCAAGUUAUUUAGCCUCUCUGUGCCUCCACUCUUUCGUUUGUACGUUGGGGGAGAACCAUAAUAGUACCUACCUCCUUAUGUUCCUCAAGAGGAUUACAUUAGUUAACCCCAGUAAGAUGUUCAGAAUAGCGCCUGGCACACUCCUGGCACACCGUUAAGUGUUUGGCAUCGUUGUAAGACUCCCCUGUGCUGGCGCCCAAAGCGAGAAGUCGGCGGCAAGUGGCUAGGAAUCGCGCUGCUCCCACCUGUGCGGACCGCGCCCCGGCGCGGCUCCCUCUCUACUACCCCAGAAGCAGGACUGGGUCCCCCGAGAUGUCCGCUCCGAGAAGUGUCCACCUGCUUCGGCUCUGGGCAGGUAGCUCUGACCUAGACUGCACUCCAGCACUUUGGGACUCUUCUGUAAUAAAGUCACAAGAUCUGACCUUUGCCGUGUCGUUACUGGUGACAAGCCUGGACAUCGCUACAUGACGUAGGUGGUUUGCAUGAGUGGCACAGCAAGGGACUCGCUGUUGGCCCUGGGUUUCCGGUGGAGCUCCUAGCUCCAAGGACAGCACCGAAGAAGACUCCACGGUCAUUGCCUUUAGGGGAGACUUGAGCACGGCCAGCAGGUGGCGCCCUCACCUCAGCAAUCCUGGCCUCCGGGAUGCUUUGCUCCGACAGCGGUAGCUACAAGGGUGCUGGGUGCACGCAGAGAGGAGGGAGCGCCCCAGGCUCCAGUCUCGGGACCAGGCGCAUUAACGAUGCGCAGAUGAUCAGGCGAUGGUAACACCAAAACCGUUCAAGGCUUCACACUGCUCAGGCGGCUCGCUGUUUAUUUUUUGUUUUACUUAGAAUAGAUUUAUUAUAAUAGAUUAUUAUGAAAUAGAUUUAUUAUUGUAGAUUUUUUGAGCUUUUAGGUUUACUGAAAAAUACACGGAAAGUGCAAAGAAUGCCCAUCUACCCCUCACCCCGCCCCUCAAUUUUCCCUGUUACUAACAUCUUGCAAUAGUGUGGUACGUUUGUUACAACUGAUGAAACAAAUCGACACGUUAUUAUUAACUAAAGCCCAUAGUUUACAUUAAUACAUUAUUAGGAUUCA